Molecule: messenger RNA, 963 nt
Organism: Penicillium salamii
Lineage: Eukaryota; Fungi; Ascomycota; Eurotiomycetes; Eurotiales; Aspergillaceae
Source: the annotation of a GenBank genome assembly
AUGGUUCGUGCACGGAAGAAUACGAGUACGGUCAUAGGGCGAGGCCAUUUUAUUUUUCUUAAAGGAUUCAAUAUGGCUUCUCCUGACACUUUGAGCUACGAGAGUGAUACGGCCAGCGAGGAACAGUCCCCAUCUCAACUGAAGACCAAGAUUCAAGCCAAAUUUCGAAUUGCUCGACCGCCUCCUAAGUCAAGUCAACGGCUACGACUUAGUCCGAAAUUACUCCUUCAAAUUCAACAAUUGCCCCGCGGUCACCGACCAGUUCCUGUACUGGAGAUAUGGCAACCACCACUCCGCAAGUCCGGGUUAACCAAAGGAUUCUCCCAACGUCCUAAACUUGGCAUGAAGGAUAUUUAUGCCACCGUCAAUGAACCAUAUAUUACGAGAAAUGAACGACCACAAGAACAAGAGUCUCAGCAUCCGAAUCCCAACCACGAUACCCAAGAAAAGGAUGUCAUCGCUGCCAUGUAUCAACUCCCAGCACGCGAAACUACCGCAUCAAGUUCUGCAAUUCAUUUCCGUGACGCGCAAUGUGUUUGGCAGGCCAUGGCCAGCCCAGCAGGUUCUGGUCAAAACCCAGCGUGUUACAAAUUCGCAGUCAAAAAUGAGGAGAACACCAUGGGCGCUGGACAGUCCAAGAUGUUCAUGCAGUGGGAGAAGCGGGCCCUCUCCACCGAUACAGACGGAAGUUCCGAGACAGAAAACGAGCAUUUCGUACUUCUCGCGAUUGAUCGCCAGGCGCGACGUAAGAGUAGGAUUGCAACUAUGAGUCGCGAGGGGUUUGAGAUCACAGUGAGGAAGAGUUCGAUUCUAGAGCAUCUGCGGACUUGUAUGAGUUUGACCAGUCCUGUAUCUAACGGUACUACCGAUGUGGAUUCUGAUGCGGAUCUAGAGGUUUGGCUAUAUACUCACGUUCUCACACUUGGUGUUUGGGUUGCGUCUCAGGAAGGGUGGCUGAAUUGA